UCUUUCCACACUCAAAAAUGGUGAUCAAGAAACUCAUAUGGAGUAUUAUCAGUGUCAUGUUCAAUUUCAUUACAGUGGCAGAAUGCAAGGGAAAGAUGGGGUUAUGUCACAAAAGAGACUUGUUGGGUCUGAAUGGUUUCAAGGCUGCAAUUCAUCUUGAUACUUCUGAAAGAUUAGAAAAAUGGGUCGGCCGCGAUUGCUGCAAAUGGAAUGGUGUUUCUUGCAAUAACAAGACUGGAAGAGUAACUGAAAUUACUCUUCCUGGUUUGAUGUCUAGUAGUGAUUUCAUCUUCCAGAGCAAAAUGGAAGGAAAUUUAUCACCUUCCAUUACACUUAUCUCAUAUUUAGAAGUCAUUGAUCUUGGUGGGCUUAUUGGUUUAACAGGAAAUAUCCCACCUUUGAUUGGAAACCGUCUUUCGGAUCUUCGUAAGCUUUAUCUGUAUGGCAACAAUCUCAGUGGUGCAUUACCAGCAAGUAUUGGUAAGCUCUCAAAACUAGAAGAACUUCAAUUGCAUGAGAACUCUUUAUCUGGGUUACUUCCUUACAGUCUUGGAAUGCUUCUAAAUCUCAAUAGACUUCUUUUACACACAAAUCGGUUUACGGGUUCAAUCCCUGAAUCUCUUACAAAAUUGUCAAACUUACAGAGUUUGGAUAUACAUGGGAAUCGUCUGACAGGACGUAUACCAGAGAAUAUAGGUGCAUUGCAAGUUCUGAAAGAACUUGAUCUUUCAAACAAUUUUCUUACUGGAAAACUACCUCAAUCUUUGUCAAAUUUAACUUCCAUUUCAGUUCUGUACCUGGACACAAAUUUACUUGAAGGAAAAAUAAACUUCCCAACAAGUUCUAGUCAAAUGAGGUCGCUAAGUUUUCUCAGACUCCAUGAUAAUCACCUAACUGGAAACAUUUCUACUACUUUCACUAAUCUAGUGUCCCUUCAAAGAUUUUCUCUAGCUAAUAAUAUGCUUGAGGGAGAAAUUCCUUCGACUUUUGGAAAUCUACUAUCAGUUACAGAGAUUUACCUCGGUGGAAACAGGUUAUCCGGUGUCAUACCUAAAUCGAUUGGAAAACUGUCAGUUCUUUUGCAUCUAAGCAUCUCUAACAACCUAAUAGAAAGUCCAUUGCCAUCAGAAAUUUCUUCCCUCAAAAAUCUUCAAACACUUGAUCUGUCGAACAAUCAUUUGAAUCUGUUAACAAUUCCUAAAUGGCUCGGAGGAAUGCCUUCACUUUCUCGGAUUUUCUUGGCUGGUUCUGGAAUCAAAGGAGAAAUCCCAGAGUUCCUACGAACAACUCCAAGUCCUAUACUCGAGCUAGACUUAUCAGCUAAUCAUCUAACCGGAAGCAUACCAACAUGGUUGGGAAGUCUCAGCAUGCUUUACUCAUUGAACCUCUCAAGGAAUGCACUGGUGUCAACACUACCUGAUUCAUUCACAAAGUUGCAGGACUUGGGUGUGCUAGAUCUUCACUCGAAUCAGCUUUCUGGACCUGUUAGUAAGAUCUUCAAUAUAGAAAGCAGGUUUGACGGUGGAUCACUUUUAUAUAUCGACCUUUCUACAAACAGUUUCUCAGGUGGCAUCGAGGAAAUGGCGGUAGGAAAGCAAAAACAAAUCAGCUACCUUAACUUAUCUCAUAAUCAUCUGACGGGCAGAUUACCAUCUUCAAUUGGAAAAUUAGAAGCCAUGAAGACUUUGGAUGUGAGCUACAAUGGGUUAGGCUUCAACUUGCCAGGGUCACUAGCUAAUGUAAGUUCAUUAGAGACACUGAAGCUUCAAGAAAACAAAUUUACAGGUGAAAUACCAACAGGGUUCCUGAAGUUGAGAAACCUGAAGGAAUUAGAUAUAUCAGAUAAUCUUCUAGUUGGAAGAAUACCUGUCGGCAAACCUAUGAGUGACUUUCCAAAGAGUUCAUAUUCUGGAAAUAAAGGGUUGUGUGGAAAGCCACUUUUCCCAUGCAAGUUUUGAGUUCUAAGUUUUUCUAAGAUUACUGUAAUAUUAGAAUAGCCAAGUUUUCUUUGUUUUGGCCAGAUGUUCAUGUAUACACUCAAAAAAUUUACAUGGAAGUUUUUUACAUUCAAAA
Molecule: messenger RNA, 2073 nt
Organism: Papaver somniferum (opium poppy)
Lineage: Eukaryota; Viridiplantae; Streptophyta; Magnoliopsida; Ranunculales; Papaveraceae
Product: LRR receptor-like serine/threonine-protein kinase GSO1
Exons: 1
Coding region: 18-1958 (646 amino acids)
Molecular function (GO): protein binding
Source: RefSeq, a predicted model, not a curated record